This is a messenger RNA of Lolium rigidum, 751 nucleotides long. RefSeq lists its product as uncharacterized. Lineage: Eukaryota; Viridiplantae; Streptophyta; Magnoliopsida; Poales; Poaceae. The transcript is spliced from 6 exons. The coding region runs from base 1 to 690 and encodes 229 amino acids. The record is from RefSeq and is a predicted model, not a curated record.
AUGUCGAGCCUCGCCGCCGCCGCCCUCCGCCGCGCCGUCACCGCAUCCGGGUCGCGCACUCUCUCGAUCUCGGGGGCGUUCUCCCCGGUAUCCUCCCGUCUCUUCUCCGCCGACGCGGCCGCCGCCGAGGCGGGAUCACAGGGCGACGACUCGUUCCUCAAACCGUCCGACGCAGGCUUGAUCUAUGGAAGGUUGUACAGUCCUACUGCCGGAGGCAACCGCCUUGGCAAGAACGUGCUGAAGACUGACAUUAUCCAUCACCUUGACAAAUGUGAAUUGUCACCGGAGGACGUGAAGAUUGAUUACAACAGGGGAUACUAUCCCAUGGCUGCGUUGUUGAAGUUCCCUUCCAAGGAAUCAUUUAACAAAGCAGCAAGGCAAACAGGUCGCAUGUACAGGCUUGAGAGGGCAAGUCGCGAGCUGUGGGAACAAAAGCCAUCUCUUGAUGGAAAAGCUGUGCUGUUGCAAGGAGUCCCUCGAAAUGCUCAAGCAGAUGAUAUAGAACGAUUUUUGAGCGGCACUAACUAUGAACCACCUCCAUUCGAAAGCUUUAUCAGGCCUGGCAUCCCAGAGCCCAUAAGAGUGGUGCUUGUUAGGUUCCGCACGAAGGCUGAUGCGACCAAUGCCUUCAUUGCUAAAAACAAGAGCUUCUGCCUGAACAAUCCUGUUAGCAUGAGGGUUAUUCAGUAACCUAUUCAGUCUUGCAAUAUUUGUAUCAACUCCUUCCCAGUCAACCUUGCUAGCAUCCGAC